AUGCCAAACACAGAUUCCUGUCACUGUAUUCAAUAUGUAAUCCUACAACACAAAAUCCCUGUCAUUGUGAUUUCUUCUGAUGCCACACAAAGUUCUGUCAUAAAUUCUAUCACUCACGGCGCCUGUGAUUAUUGGCUUCAACCUUUGCAUGAAAAACAAUUCAAGACCAUGUGGCAACAUGUUGCCCGAAAAACUUUGAUUGAAAAUAAACAACAUCACGAUCUUGGAUUCUUGAAGGUUGGAACUGAUAAAGAACCUGAAGUUCUUGGAAUCUUGGAGACUCAAAGUCAUCAAUAA
Lathyrus sativus (Indian pea) is the source of this 297-nucleotide messenger RNA. The record is from the annotation of a GenBank genome assembly. NCBI's taxonomy places the organism in Eukaryota, Viridiplantae, Streptophyta, Magnoliopsida, Fabales, Fabaceae.